Populus trichocarpa (black cottonwood) is the source of this 1248-nucleotide messenger RNA. Its product is annotated as gluconokinase. The record is from RefSeq and is a predicted model, not a curated record. Lineage: Eukaryota; Viridiplantae; Streptophyta; Magnoliopsida; Malpighiales; Salicaceae. Gene Ontology annotation, molecular function: gluconokinase activity. The coding region runs from base 484 to 1053 and encodes 189 amino acids. Gene Ontology annotation, cellular component: cytoplasm. The transcript has 5 exons.
AACUCUGAAGCUGGUAAUUAAAAGAGAAAAAAGAAAGAAGAGUGGCGGCUCUUUGGUUUUGAUAAGUCAAGCUUAGGUCCAACAAGUGAGUUGGACCCGGCAGUAGCCAAACUUGGUAGGGCAGCUGCAAAACGUUAUUUAGCCAGGAGCUGCUGCCUGUGAAGGAAUAAUUUUGGUCAUAGGUCUUGUCUGAAAAAAAUAUAUAAAGCCAGGCCCAGACAGAUGCAAGUCUAAAAAGAUCAGAUCGUUUAGGUCAUCUCUCUCCGUCUUCUAUUUUUAUCCUCAGUUGCUUUAGAAGGUCAAACUCAUCUCUUUAUUUUUCUGACAUUAUAUUGUUGAAUGCCACUUUUCACAGAAAUCAAUUUGCUGUCAGUCACAUUCAUUUAUUCUUUGGUUGGGGUUAGAAGGAAACUUUUAUUGGCGUUUGGAGCUGCAUACUUUUGAGAACAUUGAGAUUACGCAAGUGUGUGUAAUUAGCCAAAUAUGGCUUCUGAUCUCCAAGGUAAAGCGAUUGUAAUCAUGGGUGUCAGUGGCGCUGGGAAAUCUACAAUAGGUGAGCUUCUGGCCAAAGCUUUGGACUGUAGUUUUCUGGAUGCUGAUGAUUUUCACCCUCAAUCAAACAAAGACAAAAUGCAUCAAGGAAUACCUCUAACAGAGGAAGACCGGAUUCCAUGGCUUGAAAUCCUACAAGAUGCUUUAAGGGAGAGCUUGAUCAGUGGAAAAACUGUAGUGCUCAGCUGUUCUGCUCUGCAGAAACAAUAUCGAGAAAUUCUUAGAUCUGCAGACUCUGAUUACCAUCAUGGAAGCUUUAACAGUGCAGUUAAGUUCGUGUUGCUGGAUGCCAAGGCUGAGGUGCUUGCGGAGCGAUUAGAUAAAAGAGCUGCAGAAGGGAAGCAUUUCAUGCCGGCAAAGCUGUUGCAAUCUCAGUUGGAGUUGCUUCAGAUAGAUGAUUCUGAAGCAAUAUGUAAAGUUGAUGCUACUCUAAAUCCUCAAGCACUUGUAAAUGCCAUAAAAACUUUGAUUUUCGGACCAAGAAAACCAAUUGCAUUAUAAGUGCAGUGUGAAUUCAAGAUCAGCCACUUCAAACUUGCUUCGUGGUAAGAAAAACCCAACUUGGUUCCAUUAAAGAUCAUGUGGCCGUACAGAUUUGUAGAUUUAAUAAUCCAAGGAAUUGAUUAGAAACUUCUAUACUUUGUUAUAUUAAAUCAUUGACAAGCCACAGAACUGGCUCUGUGUCAUUUGAUCGUA